AUGUCCCUGCCCGACGACGUCGACGAUGAAGAAGACUACGCUGACGGCGCCCCGGCGCCCCGGGCCAGCUUGGACAAGGCUCACUGGUGCCGCACCUGCCACUCCGAGGUCAGGUACGACUCCCUGGGCCAGGGCAAGGUCUUCCGCGUCAAGGUCUACGCUAGCAACGGCCUUAUGCGUGCCGGCGCCUGGGAGGCCUGCUGGAAGGAGAUGGAGCGCGUCGACGUCGAGCUCGAGCCCAUUGUCGACGCCGCCUUGCAGGACGAGCUCGUCCACGUGUCGGCGGAGCAGGAGAGGGCCUUGGAGAUGGAACGGGCCCUGGCCGACGAGCACCGCGAAGCCUCGGAGACGGAAUACGACGAGGAUGAUGGAGAGGACGAGGUGGAGGAAACAGAAGUGGCUGGGCCAGAUGAACAGCCCGACGAGGACGACGAGUCGUUUCUGGAGCAGGCACAGGAUCCAGAGCUCGAGCAUGAGCUGUGCUCAUCGCCGCCUCGACCCGAUGAGGCGCCACCCAACUCCAGUCCGGCCCCGAUGGAGGACCACCGUGCCGAGCACGAGGAGGAACGACUGCGGGAGAUUUACGGGCGCUCGCCGCAGCCACGCCGAGAAAACACCCGCGACCACGAAAGCGAUUUCGUGGCCCACGACAUGACCCCCUCGCCGCCGUCCGCCGAGUCAUCUUCGCGGCGCCAAGACAGGCAGCAGCAAGCCUACAAGACGGCCUCUUUCCCGGAGCUGGUGCUCGAGGCCGGCAAGGUACUGCUGCAGGAUAAGAAGAACGUCAUGAUUGCGCUGCUCAGCGCCCUCAUCCUAAUGCUAGCCGUCCGGGGCGCCCGCCCGGCGUACGAUCCGGCCGCUUUCCAGCCCGUGAUGCCGCGCCACAAUGCCCACGCCAUGCCUCACCACCCCCAGGACCCCGUGGCCGAGGCCGCCAUGCACCAGAAGACAGCCACGAUGGCCACGGCGGCUCCUUCGCCGAGCCCCUCGUCCCAGUCGGCGGCGGCGGCGGUCGACCCGUGCGCGUCGUCGCUCGAGGUGGUGGCCAACCAUCGGGCUGCUCGCGACGGCGCCGGCGACGCGUCGACAAGCACGCUGCGCGUCUUCGAGACGUGGCGCAUCGUCGAGACGGUCACCGAGACGGCGAAGGAGACGCUGACGCAGACGGAGACUGUCUCGGUCAAUGUCGUCGGCGGCGGUCCGGCGGCGGCUCUGGAGACGGAUGCGCUCGCGAGAUGGGGCGCGUGA
Hirsutella rhossiliensis is the source of this 1248-nucleotide messenger RNA. RefSeq names its product translation initiation factor eIF2B. The record is from RefSeq and is a predicted model, not a curated record. The coding region runs from base 1 to 1248 and encodes 415 amino acids. The transcript has a single exon. Lineage: Eukaryota; Fungi; Ascomycota; Sordariomycetes; Hypocreales; Ophiocordycipitaceae.